CCCCCUUAGAUCAUCAAAUCAUCGCACGCAAAUAUCUACCAACACGCCAAAGCAAAGUUUCGUUUCUAGAAGAUUCCUUCCCUCUGGAUUCUGUGUCGUCUCCUACCUCUGACCCGAACCGAUUUCAAUCGAUUCAAUCCCUCGAUCGCGCAUCGCCUCUAGGGUUUCCAACUCGCAGGAACCGGAACGGGAGAAAGAGAGGCUGAUCAUGGAUUGGGGGAGCGUGACAGCGGAGGAUCUUAUGGACGCCCUUCGCGAGGUGGACUGGUCGUUGCCGCCUCGCCCCUUGCCCGAGUUCUUCUCCAGGUUCACCGUCCCGAGAUCUUACGCCAAGUGGAGCAGCCGGCUCAAAUGCAACCUCUACUACUAUAGGACAAACUACUUCAUCAUGAUUGUCGUCAUUCUUGCACUUGGUUUUCUCAGGAGGCCACUUGCUAUUGUUGCGGCUCUUUUGACAACCCUUAGCAUUGCAUUUCUCAAUGACAGUUUUGCUGGCACUUUUAGUGAGAAGGUCACAAGGACUGUUAGGCAGUUUUCUCCACAUUUAGCUGCCAAGAUGAGGCCAUCUCUCACACCGGUCAUCCGUGGGCGUCCAUCAGCUAAAAGGGCAGUCCACAUAUGCGGUCAGCCACGUUGGGUUUUUGUGUUGAUAUUCUCUGCUGUUUCACUUGUCCUGUGGUUCGUCUCCUGUGGUCUUUUAACUGUCCUUUGGGCACUUGUCAUUGGACUUUCUGCCACUCUCCUCCAUGCAAGUUUUAGAACACCAAACUUGAAAGCUCGCCUGAAUACAUUCCGUGAGGAAUUUCGUGCUGUUUGGCGUAAUUACAGUGAGCUGUAGUGUAUCUCCCGCUUAGAAAAGAGUAAGAUUUUCUGGGUGUUUUCCCCCAAUGCUUGAAGCUUAUUGAUAUAGUUGCAAUUUCGGAUGACUGCAGCCGAGACAAGCAUAGUGAAAUAAGUUAUUUCUCGGACCGGGAUCACUGGUGAAGGGCAUAUAAAUCUUCGCUGAUUCUCUGAAGGUGUAAAGUGUUGAAAGCAAAGUACUCCGCUUUUCAUUUCCUGGUAAGCAAAGGCAGAAGAGCAGAUACGGGUCACCAUGAAGAACUCUGGGUGACCUGAUGGCUCAUUUAGCUUUUGAAAUCAGUUUCCUUUGUGUGACAUGUAACCUUGUUUGCAUACCAGACAGGUAGGUUGGAAAAAAAGGAAACACAGAGAAAUUUGUUACGAUUAUUUGCAACUUGAGAUAGCACAACCUGUCUGUAACUCUUGGGAAGUUAAGUGGAGGAGAUUUUCUUGAGCCU
Rhodamnia argentea is the source of this 1298-nucleotide messenger RNA. Its product is annotated as PRA1 family protein A1-like. Lineage: Eukaryota; Viridiplantae; Streptophyta; Magnoliopsida; Myrtales; Myrtaceae. Gene Ontology annotation, cellular component: membrane. The transcript is spliced from 8 exons. The coding region runs from base 209 to 838 and encodes 209 amino acids. The record is from RefSeq and is a predicted model, not a curated record.